GUUUCAUUAAAACUACUUAAAAUUGUCUCUAUGCUUUCGUUAUUACUAUUGCUGAUUUAAAUAUACCUUUAAUACUGCUAUGGAUAAUAGAAAGAGUAAUUCUAUAUAUUGCUGCUCAUUUUGGUGUCUCUAAGAUUAGUUUGUGCUUGUCUCUCAUUUUUGAUUUUGAAAUAAAAGAGGAUGAAAGAUUAUUUAAAAUAAUUUGUAUUAAUAUUAUUAACAAAUGAAUUAUUUGCAUUAGUAAUUGAAAAAUGUAAAAAUGAUGUAAAGAAAUGUGCUAAAGGAUUUAUUUUUUAACAAUAUUUUUACUCACUGCCAACUUUAUUUAUUAAUUAAGGUAUAAUUGCAUAAAAUUUAGUAGAAAAUAACCAAUAUAUAAUUGGAUUUUAUCUGGUUAAUCUAGUCAAUUUACUCAUAUUAUCUUUCUGUAAUCUAGUCUCAAUAGAAACUUAAACGAUAAAUUAAACAAAAAAAUUUAAUUUAUCAUAGUAUCUUCAAGGUGUAAUUAGACCAUUUUUAUUUUGGUAUUUAUUUUCUUAAAUGGUGUAUUUAAGCUUUAUUUUAACUAUCGUUUGGGUUUCUGUUCAAAUUCUAUUAGGUAUUUUAAUUUCAUCUGCCAAAAGUAACAUUGAGUAAUAGGGAGAGUAUUUUGUUAGCUUUGUUUUGUAAUUAGAUUUUAAUUUUAUUCCAAUACAAACUAUAUUUUGCUAAAAAGUUGAAAAAAAUGCAUAAAUAGCUUUAAAGAAUCAGUUCUAUUGUUAAGAUUGGAGUGAUGUAUUUUAUAACUUGAUGCUUUAGCUAAAUUUAGCGGUUUUUUUAGUGUUCAAAGUUUUGUUUGAUUUUAAAAAGACAAAAUUAGAGUGCUUAAUUUGUAUUUUGUACAUUUUUAUACUUCCUAAUUUGAUAAAUUCAAUAAUUUCAAUUUACUGCCAAGCCUUAUAAAUAAAAAACUAUAAUAAAAUUAUAACUUGGCCAUAUGGUAAUUUGAAACUUAGUAAAACUGUUAGCUACUUAAGCAAGAAUUUAAUUAAUGAAGGAAAAAUAUACAUUAAUAUGGAAGAAGUAAAGAUAGGCGUGAAUAAUUUGGUUUUAGAUCAAUAUCAAAACAGGUACUUUAAUUAAAGAUAUACUAAAAGUUAUCAAUAAGAAAGCAUGCAUUUAUUAUGGAUAAUGGAAAAUGAGUUCUUUAAUGAUUUGAAAGAAAUAAAAUCUGCAUUAAUUAAUUCAUAAUUUGGGAGAUUUAAAAACCUUCUCAUACACUUUUUUGAUUAAUCACAAAACAUACAAGUUAUUAUCUUAGUUGAUUAAAACCAAAAACAGAAUUAUAAGAUUGUCUUUAAGCCUGGAUAUGAUAGAAAAUUUGCAAUAGAGUUAAUGGAUAUCAUUCAGUAUAUUUUAAAUCCUGGUAAUCCAAUAACAGUUUAAGCUUAAGAGAGUGAUUUGGCAGAUUUACGCAUUAAAAGCAUAAGAUUCGAAAGAGAUAUUAUUAUAUAAAAUAUUUAGCACAAAAAACUAAUAGAAAAUAUAUUGUCUAAUAACUUUUAAUCUUUAGUAUUUUACAAGCAUAUAGCAGAAUAUAUGCCAAUAAACCCAUCAUUAGUCUUAUAUGAUCUUAUUGAAGAAGGCAAUGGUUAAAAUUGAAACCUUUAUUUGUAAAUGGUCAAGUAUUUCAUUAAAUUUAAGUUAAAUUAUUUAAAAAAACUGUAAUAAAGCUAUUUAAAAUUUCAUUUUUUAAAAGCAAUUGAGUUGUAAAAUCAUUUUGACGAUAUAUACACGUAUCUAUUAUUUUUAAUUAAAAUUGACUUAAUUCAUUU
Molecule: messenger RNA, 1814 nt
Organism: Tetrahymena thermophila SB210
Lineage: Eukaryota; Ciliophora; Oligohymenophorea; Hymenostomatida; Tetrahymenidae
Product: transmembrane protein, putative
Exons: 1
Source: RefSeq, a predicted model, not a curated record